UCUCCGCAUACCUUUCUUGAAAGAAGAGAGAAACUUAGGAAAGAAAGAGGAGAGAGAGAGACCACUUCACUAUCUAAAAAAGAUGACCGAGUUAAUACCAAGUCUGCCCGACGAAAUAGCCCUCGAAUGCCUCUUUCGCCUUCACUACACUACUCACCGAGUCGCGUCCCAAGUUUGCAAACGCUGGCGUCCGGUUCUUCAAAGCAGAGAUUUUUACUAUCAGAGAAAGCAGAACGGGCUUACCCACAAAGCUGCUUGCUUAAUCCAAGCUAUCCCGGACCAGAACGGUUCGAGCCAACCCAAACCGAUUGGACCCCCCAAAUAUGGAGUUUCUAUAUUUGACUCUGUUAAUGGGUCGUGGGACCGGGUCGACCCGGUUCCGGCGUACCCAGACGGCCUUCCUUUGUUCUGCCAAGUCACAAGCUCGGAGGGCAAGCUCGUCCUCUUGGGAGGAUGGGACCCGGUGAAGUACGAGCCUCUGAGUCAAGUCUUUGUUUACGAGUUCACCACCCGUCAAUGGAGGCGAGGCAAGGACAUGCCAGAAAAUCGUUCCUUUUUCGCUGUAGGUGAGUUGAACGGCCGGAUUAUAAUCGCUGGUGGCCAUGACGAGAACAAGAACGCGUUGAAAACAGCCUGGGUGUAUGAUGUGAUUCAGGACGAGUGGGCUGAGUUACCCCAGAUGAGCCAGGAGCGAGACGAGUGCGAGGGAGUUGUGAUUGGGUCCGAGUUCUGGGUCGUGAGUGGAUACAGAACUGACAGUCAAGGCGGGUUUGAGGGAAGCGCCGAGUCGAUUGAACUCGGAGCGAGCAAGUGGAAGCGAGUUGAGGGCGCGUGGAAAGCGAGCCAGUGCCCAAGGUCCUCUCUCGGAGUGGGCAGCGAUGAGAAACUGUUCAGCUGGGCCGAGUCUGAUUCGGCGUUGAAAGUCGGGGCAAGUAGCGUCCAUCUAGGUGAAAAGACAUUUGUGUCCGGAUCAGCUCAUGAAGGCGGGCCACAAGGGUUCUUUCUUGUGGAUGGACAAAAUGGUAAAUGGGAGAAGUUAAAUGUGACAGGUGAAUUUUCUGGAUUUGUUCAAUCUGGCUGCUGUGUGGAGAUAUAGAUAGUGUCAGAAAUAGUACACAAAUCAAUUUGAGUGGAGAGGAAAUGAGUCUUUUACACGUUUGGAUCUCUGUAAAAAAAUAUGCACUUUACUAUUUGCAUGGCGAGUUUUGAUUGCUAUUUUGAUCUA
This is a messenger RNA of Populus nigra (black poplar), 1225 nucleotides long. Its product is annotated as F-box/kelch-repeat protein At1g15670-like. Lineage: Eukaryota; Viridiplantae; Streptophyta; Magnoliopsida; Malpighiales; Salicaceae. Bases 83 to 1096 code for a protein of 337 amino acids. Gene Ontology annotation, molecular function: protein binding. Gene Ontology annotation, biological process: negative regulation of cytokinin-activated signaling pathway; regulation of phenylpropanoid metabolic process. The record is from RefSeq and is a predicted model, not a curated record. The transcript has a single exon.